Molecule: messenger RNA, 1107 nt
Organism: Cavenderia fasciculata
Lineage: Eukaryota; Evosea; Eumycetozoa; Acytosteliales; Cavenderiaceae
Exons: 3
Coding region: 1-1107 (368 amino acids)
Source: RefSeq, a predicted model, not a curated record
AUGGCCUCAUCAGCUAGAAUCCUUGAAUUCUUCAAGCAUGCAAAGUUACCUAUUUUUGGGGUACUUGGUGUAUGUACAGCUUGUUAUAUACAUGAAGACUAUCAAUAUAAUAAUAUGCCACUAAUAUUAAAUGAAGACAUGUUGGAUGACAUGGGAACAUUUAGUUCGGCAAUAGAAGCAAUGCAUCAGAUCUCUACAAACCGACUCACCGGUUUACAAAACGAUAGAUUUGAUAUGAUGUUGGCUCAUAUGGCAGGUAAAAGGAGGUUGCCUCUAGGUACAAGCGAGAAUAUCGAUCGUCUACUAGAUUUGGAAGCCGGUGCCAUCCCUAUCCUCGAGUACUACAUCUCACACAAGACGUCAAUGGCCAACGAGUAUCAUCGGGCCAGUAUUAGACUCUCAAAAACUGCCCUCUCCAACCAUAUGUUGGUUGGCAACGGUUUUGACUCUGAUCCUCGACUCGAUGAAAUCAUCAAGAAACGUGCUCACCAGAGUACAUACUUUGCACCACGGUUCGAAGAUUUCUCGUUACUUGUCAAGAGCCAGGUAGCCACCCCGGUUGUUGGAUUUAUCUAUGGUUUGUUAAGAAGUGGUGGCAAGACUGCGAUGGGGUACAGGACAUCGAUUGCUACGACCGCACUACCCUUUACAUUGGUUGGUAUCACUGAAAUAGCAGAUUACAUUGGUUUUAAAGCAAGAGAGAUGAAUGGUGACACGUUUAGUUCUAGGGUUUUCGGUACUUCCAUCACUAUCUUUUCUCUGUACCCAAUGCUACGUGCUGUACAAGCACUACGUCGCUUUUCUCCGUACUUGUUGGGAUCGUGGUUCAGCAGUAUCCUGGCAUCAGGCAUUUCAAUCUAUGCCUUUGAUAUUGGUGAUAUGACAAAUCCACCCCAGCACAUUUACAAAUCAGUCCCCGUUCUUGAUGCCAUUGGUAACUCACAAAUCUAUUCCUACGGUGACCAUAUCCCAACCAAACCUAAUCUAUUUGGUAAUUUAACAAGAGAACAAGUAUUUGGUGAAGAUGAAAAAGAAAAUGAAGAAAAUGAAGAAAACGAAGAAGAUAAUAAUAAAGAAGAAGAAGAAAAGGAAGAAGAUAAUCAAUAA